UGCCCCUUUUAUAAUGCAGCCAGUAAGCAGCAACAGUAGUGUAUCAUUCAUUAUUAUUUUUCGAUCAUCUGCAAGUGGGUUUUUGCCUUACCACUUCUUCUUUCUCUCUGCCCACCUUUCAUCACAGUGAAGGAGCCAUCCUCCAAGUUUUAAAUGGAUCUUGACUCCGGCGACGACGGCGAAUUUCCGGCGAAUUCAGCUAAUUCCGACGCCGAAAUUCAGUGCCAUUCGCCAUUCCCUGAUGAGGUGCUGGAGAAAGUUCUUUCUUACAUUGAUUCACACAAGGACAGGAAUUCGAUUUCCCUUGUGAGAAAAGAUUGGUACAAUGCUGAGAGAUGGACAAGAUCGAAGCUUUUUAUAGGCAACUGCUACUCAGUGUCGCCGGAAAUUGUGGCUAGAAGGUUUUCAAGAAUUAAGAGUGUCACACUUAAAGGGAAGCCAAGAUUUUCAGAUUUUAAUAUGCUCCCUGUGGAUUGGGGUGCUAAUGUACAUCCAUGGCUGGUUGUAUUCGCCAAAGUUUAUCCGUUCUUGGAGGAGCUGAGGCUCAAGAGGAUGACGGUCAGCGACGACAGCCUGGAACUGUUAGCCAAAUCUUUCCCUAGUUUCAAGGCUUUAUCUUUGUCGAGCUGUGAUGGAUAUAGCGAAAUCGGGCUCAAGGCAAUUGCCGGAUAUUGCAGGAACUUGACCGAGCUCGACAUACAGGACAGCGUAACAAUCGAGGUCGGCGGAAGCUGGUUGAGUUGCUUCCCGGAGGAUUUCAGCUCGCUGGAAGUACUAAACUUUGCCAGUCUCAGUAGUGUCGUAAAUUUCGAUGAUCUGGAAAGACUCGUCAGCCGGAGUAAGUCGCUACGGGUUCUGAAAGUCAACGAGAGUAUAACGUUGGAACAGCUGCAUCGAUUGCUAGUGCAUGCUCCUCAGAUUACCGAGCUCGGCACGGGUUCCUUCUCGCAAGAACUUACGCAUCGACAGUAUGAAGACAUCCAAAGCGCGUUCAGCAACUGCAGAAAUCUUGAAGUUCUAUCGGGAUUAUGGGAAGGCGCAACCUCGUUAAAUCUCCCUGUUCUUUACGGCGCUUGCGCCAAUCUGACGUUUCUGAACUUGAACGAAGUCCCCCUUCAAAGCAGUGAAUUUUCGAUGCUUCUUGCUCACUGCCCCGAUUUGCGUCGCCUUUGGGUAAUGGAUACGGUUGAAGAUCGAGGGCUUGAGGCUGUCGGGUCGAGCUGUCCGUUGCUGGAAGAGCUUCGAGUCUUCCCGGCGCAACCUUACGAUCACGAUCACCACAUCGGCGUUACGGAAUUGGGAUUUUUGGCAGUGUCGCGCGGGUGCCCCAGACUGCGUUACGUGCUCUAUUUUUGCCGUAGGAUGACGAAUGCUGCUGUUAUGAACAUAGUUCAGAACUGUCCGAAUUUCACCCAUUUCCGGCUCUGCAUUAUGAUGCCGCGCGAGCCUGAUUACUUGACGAACGAACCUAUGGAUGACGCCUUCGGCGCUGUCGUGAGAACGUGUCGUAAGCUGAAGAGGCUUUCGGUUACGGGGCUGCUCACCGAUCUGACGUUCGAGUACAUCGGGAGCUACGCGAAGAAUCUGGAUACGCUGUCGGUGGCGUUUGCGGGGACGACGGAUCGGGGGAUGCAGUGUGUUCUUGAAGGUUGUCCGAAGCUGCGAAAGCUCGAGAUUCGGGAUUGCCCAUUCGGGAACGUCGCGCUGCUGUCGGGGCAGGAGAAAUACGAAAUGAUGCGAUCGUUGUGGAUGUCGUCGUGCAAGGUGACGGUGAGGGGCUGCCGGAUGCUGGCGUCGGAGAUGCCGAGAUUGAAUGUUGAAGUGAUUAAGGAUGAGGGGAGCAGCGACGGCCUCGCCGAUAAAAUUUAUGUGUACCGGACCGUGGCGGGGCCGCGGCGGGAUGCGCCGCCGUUGGUGCUCAGGCUUUGACGGCGGAGUAACGGUUGAGUUUUUGCUGCUGAUCGAUGCUUGUAUGUAAAUUGAUUGUGAAUUUUUAUGUGUCGAAUUAUGAUCCCAGGUUGCGGAAUACGUAGUGUUUGUUGCUUUGUAUGAAUAUUUGUGUUAAAAAGAACCGAAAAUUAUUUAAAAUC
This is a messenger RNA of Andrographis paniculata, 2090 nucleotides long. RefSeq names its product protein TRANSPORT INHIBITOR RESPONSE 1-like. NCBI's taxonomy places the organism in Eukaryota, Viridiplantae, Streptophyta, Magnoliopsida, Lamiales, Acanthaceae. The transcript has 4 exons. Gene Ontology annotation, cellular component: SCF ubiquitin ligase complex. Gene Ontology annotation, biological process: SCF-dependent proteasomal ubiquitin-dependent protein catabolic process. Bases 154 to 1929 code for a protein of 591 amino acids. The record is from RefSeq and is a predicted model, not a curated record.